Molecule: messenger RNA, 592 nt
Organism: Argiope bruennichi
Lineage: Eukaryota; Metazoa; Arthropoda; Arachnida; Araneae; Araneidae
Exons: 3
Coding region: 43-492 (149 amino acids)
Source: RefSeq, a predicted model, not a curated record
GGAAGCAGAAGAUAAACUUUCUUCCGCUUCAUUAACAUUUUAAUGAGUGUCUCGGAAAUGCUCGUGCUGUUAAUUAUGCAACAGAAGUGGAGGAGUGUUAUUUUAGUGGACGCCGACCCGGAAGAGAGUGCAUCCUUAUUGAAUUCCUUGAAUGAAGGCGGAGUGCUCAUUGCCAGCGUUUCCGUGAAUGCGAUAGGCAGAUAUCGUUGGCCCGAGAAAUACAGUCUACAGCCAUCGUUCGACGGAUAUAUAAUGACUAUUCGUAUACGGAACACAGAUGAAAUCUUUGGAGAGCUUAUUCAUGCGCUAAAAAAAAAUUUCCUUUUCGGGCCCCAUCAGCGCUGGAUCAUUGGUGUAAAGGGCUGUUUGAAGCUGGACAAAGCUCUUCACUUUUUUGACGAAGGAGACAAAAUAGUAAUCAUUGCUUCUGAAACAGUGGAGACCUCUGCGUGUCAGUCUGAUUUCCAUUCAAAAGUAAAUUUACAAAUAUAACGUUUCUUAAAAAUGGAAAUCAGUCCAUAAAUAUUUUCAGUUAGUUAGGAUAUUGUUUCUUCAGAAUUAAAAUUAUUUCUGCAACUGAAAAAUAAAAUAA